AUGAGCAGAACCCCCGAAUCUUCCCAACUUCUCCUACCCUUCUGCAUAUCCUCACAGUUCACAAUGGCCAACCUUUCAAAAGCCGAGGUAGAUGACGUGCGUGAAGUGUUCGAGGUCUUUGAUUUCUGGGACGGUCACGAUGGCAUGGUGGAUGCAAGCCGCGUGCCCGACCUCCUUCGGUGCACUGGACUCAACCCCACCAAUGCCUGCUGUCUUCGGAAUGGGACUUUGACUGAGGCAGGCGAGUGCCAGUACUCCUUCGAGGAAUUCCUCUCGGUGUAUCAGGCCAUCAAAUAUGAGAGUACUCCUCCCGACAAGGUUUUGUUCAUGCAGGUCUUCAAAAGUUACGAUCGCGAAUCGCAGGGCGUUUUAAGCGCCGCUCAGAUCCGACACAUUCUGGAGACUUAUGGAGAACGCCUGAGUGAAAGUGAGACUGACAAGAUGUUCGAGCUAAUGGGCUACCAACACGGAACUGUGAAAUAUGAAGAACUAAUCGACAGAAUACUGGAAGAAACAACGGAAGCUGAACUUUCUGAAUGA
This is a messenger RNA of Echinococcus granulosus, 540 nucleotides long. RefSeq names its product Myosin catalytic light chain LC-1, mantle muscle. The record is from RefSeq and is a predicted model, not a curated record. Gene Ontology annotation, cellular component: muscle myosin complex. The coding region runs from base 1 to 540 and encodes 179 amino acids. Lineage: Eukaryota; Metazoa; Platyhelminthes; Cestoda; Cyclophyllidea; Taeniidae. The transcript is spliced from 6 exons. Gene Ontology annotation, molecular function: calcium ion binding.